GCAUUGUUCAAACAAGUGAGCUUAUGAUAACAGAACUAGAUCUAGGUCAAGGCUAACGUCCAACGUGUUAGUUAAGUUAUUCUAGCACAACAGCAAAAACCACGCAGCAGACUGAUUGUUUUGAAAGGUCCAUACAGCCGUAAAAAUACUGUGUGACAAUGGGACGUCUGGAUGGGAAAGUGUUUGUUUUGUCUGCUGCUGGUCAAGGCAUUGGACGGGCAACAGCUGUUAUGGCAGCUAAAGAAGGUGCUAGAGUCAUUGCCACAGAUGUCAAUGGUGACCUUCUAAAAGAGCUAGAUAGCAUACCUGGUAUAGAGACUCGUGUUUUAGAUGUGCUAAAGAAAGAUGAUGUUGUACAGUUUGCCAAGUCUGUUGACAAAGUUGAUAUUUUGUUUAAUUGUGCUGGGUUUGUUCACAAUGGAACUCUCCUGGACUGUGAUGAGAAGACAUGGGACUUUUCUUUCAAUCUCAAUGUUAAAAGCCUUUACACAAUGUGCUCAAACUUUGUUCCUAAAUUUAUUGAACAAGGCACUGGUGGUAGUAUCAUCAACAUGGCCUCUGUUGUGUCCAGUAUUAAAGGUGCACCAAACAGAUUUGUAUAUGCUGGUACUAAGGCUGCAGUUAUUGGCCUCACAAAAUCUAUGGCUGUAGACUUUGUACAGCACAAGUUGCGAUUCAAUAGUGUUUGUCCUGGUACUGUAGAUACACCAUCUUUAAGAGAAAGAUUAUCAGCUUAUGAUGACCCAGAUCAGGCUAGAAAAGAUUUCAUUGCAAGACAGAAGAUGGGGCGCUUGGCUUCAGCUGAGGAAAUAGCAAGUCUUGUCAUAUAUUUAGCAUCAGAUGAAUCCAGCUUUGUAACAGGUCAAGAAUUCAUCAUUGAUGGUGGAUGGAGUAUGUAAAAAUUUGGAAGAAUUACAUCACCUUUCUGAAGAAUUAUAUCCCUUUCAUGAAACUUGAUGUCCUACAGUCCCCCUGAUUCAAGCAUAUACUCAGUAUUGCCAUGUGUUAUUAUAUUAACACAGAACCACUUCUCAUUGGUUCAACCUUGGUUUGAUUCUAAGCUACCAUUUUCUUCUUCAAACAAUUACUUGAAGAGAUGACAGGAUAUUGUUUGCAGCAGUGAGGUGGUACUUGAGAAGAUAGAUUUGGAGAUUAGAAAAUCUCACAUUUUUAUCCUCAAGGUAAUUUUCUAGUCAAAAUAUUAUAUCAGCA
Messenger RNA from Physella acuta, 1212 nucleotides. RefSeq names its product dehydrogenase/reductase SDR family member 6-like. Lineage: Eukaryota; Metazoa; Mollusca; Gastropoda; Physidae. Gene Ontology annotation, molecular function: 3-hydroxybutyrate dehydrogenase activity. Gene Ontology annotation, cellular component: cytoplasm. The record is from RefSeq and is a predicted model, not a curated record. Gene Ontology annotation, biological process: siderophore biosynthetic process.